AUAUACAAAAACAAAUGUUUUUUUCCAAUAGGAAAUUAUCGACAAAACAAAACGAAAUAAUAUGAUAUACAUGUACUGAUAACAAGUUUCGUCAUAUUAAUUUUUUCUUCUACAUACGAUCAAAUGCUCAAUCCAUCAUUGAUCGAUCAGGAUGACGGUAAAUUCAAAUAAACAAUCCGCGAGCCAUGAACAUCGUCACAAACCGAAACAAAUAUCAACGAUAAAGAAUUUUUUUGCCGGUGGUUUCGGUGGCAUUUGUUUGGUUGCAGCUGGACAUCCAUUAGAUACGGUCAAAGUUCGCAUGCAGACCAUGUCAAUCGCUUCAGCCACACAGCUUGAAUCAGUUCCAUCAUUGGCAAGAACACAUUAUUCGGGAACCUGGGAUUGUGUGAAAAAAAUUUUCAUCGAUGAAGGCAUACGAGGAUUUUACAAAGGAAUGGCCACACCAUUGAUUGGUGUAACUCCGUUGUAUUCAGUCUGUUUUUUCGGUUAUAGUUUGGGAAAAAAAUUACAAAGACCUGCCGAUGGUUAUCAUCAUUCGGCUAUACAGAUAUUUUACGCCGGUAUGCUGUCUUCAGUGUUUACGAAUUUCAUUACAACACCUGGAGAACGAAUUAAAUGCCUAUUACAGAUUCAACAAGCAAAUAGCAAUAAACCUGUAUUCAAUGGUCCAAUUGAUUGUGCAUUUAAACUAUAUCGAGAUGGUGGCCUUCGAUCGCUUUAUCGUGGCACAAUUGCUACACUAUGUCGGGAUGUCCCGGCUGGUGGUGCGUAUUUCGUCACAUACGAGCUACUUCAAAGACAUCUUCAACAUCACUCACCAUCGACGACGGAUGAUCGUCGACAUUCCAGUCAACCACAAGAACACGAACUUGGCGUAUGGAGAACAUUGUUCGCCGGUGGUAUGUCCGGUAUAGUUUUCUGGUCUUUUGCCCUGCCAGCUGAUGUGAUUAAAUCACGAUUACAAACGGCACCCGUGAAUCAAUAUCCGAACGGAAUGCGUGACGUUGUCCGUCAGAUUGUUAGCCAAGAAGGCAUCGGUGGAUUCUAUCGUGGAGCAAUGGCCGUUUUUCUUCGUGCAUUUCCAGCCAAUGCAGCCUGUUUUUUUGGCUACGAAGUAGCCAUGAAAGUGAUCGAUUGGAUAGCACCUGAUCUUUGAAACUUUGUUCAUUGUUUUUUUUGUUUGUUUGUUUGUUUCAUUUCACUAUUCAUCACCAUUUGUAUUCUUUAUUAUUAUAU
Molecule: messenger RNA, 1239 nt
Organism: Dermatophagoides farinae (American house dust mite)
Lineage: Eukaryota; Metazoa; Arthropoda; Arachnida; Sarcoptiformes; Pyroglyphidae
Product: mitochondrial carnitine/acylcarnitine carrier protein
Biological process (GO): carnitine transmembrane transport; mitochondrial transport
Cellular component (GO): mitochondrial envelope
Molecular function (GO): O-acyl-L-carnitine transmembrane transporter activity
Source: RefSeq, a predicted model, not a curated record